Grus americana (Whooping crane) is the source of this 4783-nucleotide messenger RNA. RefSeq names its product glypican 5 (gene GPC5). Gene Ontology annotation, cellular component: cell surface; plasma membrane; extracellular region. The coding region runs from base 94 to 1815 and encodes 573 amino acids. Lineage: Eukaryota; Metazoa; Chordata; Aves; Gruiformes; Gruidae. The transcript has 8 exons. Gene Ontology annotation, biological process: cell migration; positive regulation of canonical Wnt signaling pathway; regulation of protein localization to membrane. The record is from RefSeq and is a predicted model, not a curated record.
GCCUUCCCCCGCGGCGGCGGACGCGGGCCUGGCGGCGGCUCGGGGAGGCCUCGGCCGCGCUCCCCUGCGGCAGCUGGCGGCGGCCGGCGGGCCAUGGGGGGGAAGAGCUUCGGCCUCGGCGUCCUCAGCGUCCUGCUCCUGGCCGCCGCCUCCAGGGGCGCGGAGCCUCCGCCGAGCUGCGAGGGCGUCCGGAAAGUUUUCCAGCUGCGGCAGCUCGGCCCCCUCAGAGGCAUCCCGGAGUCCCCGCGGGCAGGGGUUGAUCUCCAGGUUUGUACUUCUAAAAAUCCAACAUGCUGUACCAAAAAGAUGGAAGAAAGAUAUCAGAUGGCAGCAAAGCAAGAUAUGCAGCAAGUGCUUCAAACAUCAAGCGCUACAUUAAAAUUUUUAAUAUCUCGUAAUGCAGCUGCUUUUCAAGAAACCUUUGAAAUGCUUAUCAGACUGGCUGAGAAUUACACAAGCACGCUUUUCUGCAAUGCGUAUAGAAACAUGGCUGCUGAGGCUACUACACGUGUUCAGGAGUUUUUCACAGAUGUUGGACUCUUCAUAUUUGGCACAGACGUUAGCACAGAGGAAUUUGUCAACAGAUUUUUUGACACCCUGUUCCCAGUAGUCUACAACCAUGUGAUUAACCCUGGUCUGACUGACAUUUCAGUGGAAUACGCGGAGUGCCUCCGAAUGGCGAGAAGAGACAUCAGGCCCUUUGGUAACGUUCCCAAAAAGGCCAUAGGACAGAUGGGAAGAUCACUGUUACCCAGCCGGGCUUUCUUGCAGGCUCUGAACUUGGGGAUCGAAGUGAUCAAUACAACGGAUCACCUGCAUUUCUCUAAAGACUGCAGCAGAGCUUUGCUGAGAAUGCAGUACUGCCCCCAUUGCCAAGGCCUGACUUUAAGUAAGCCCUGCAUGGGCUACUGCCUCAACGUCAUCCGAGGCUGCUUAGCUAACAUGGCAGAAGUUGACCUUCACUGGCGGGAAUAUAUUCGGUCCCUGGAGGAGCUCUCAAGUGCCAUGAGUGGGACGUACGACAUUGAGCACGUGCUUCUAAACUUUCAUUCACUUGUUAAUGACGCUCUCGUACAGUCUCGUACCAAUGGACCAGAAUUAUCUGAGCAGGUGAACAAAGUAUGUGGUCCUCCUGUAAGGAAGCCUACGCAGUCUCCAGGUUGCUCCUUUGAUCAGAACAAAGAUAAUCAAGUGUUGAAGGUGUUCUCAAGAGACAGUGAAGAAACUCUCACCAACAGAAGAAAAGAAUUUAUCAGCCACCUCCAGCUUUACAGAGCCUUUUACGGUGGCCUGGCUGAUCAGCUGUGCGGUAAUGAGUUGGCAGCUGCCGACGGACUCCCGUGUUGGAACGGAGAAGAUGUUGUAAGAAGCUAUACUCAUCGCGUGGUUGGCAGUGGAAUCAAAGCUCAGUCUGCAAAUCCAGAAGUAAAAGUGAAGGGAACAGAUCCUGUAAUAAGUCAAAUUAUUGACAAGCUGAAACAUGUUAUUCAGCUGUUGCAGGGCAAAUCAUUUCCUAAAUAUGAUAAAUGGGAUCUCCAACAAACAGGCAGUGGUGGAGGUGUAGAUGAACAAAUCAGUGGAGAUUGUGAUGAUGAAGAUGGUUGCGGAGGAUCAGGAAGUGGAGAAGUCAAAAAAGUCCUGAAAAUUACAAACUCAGGGAUGCCAGACAAGACGAGCCUCAGUGACGUAAAGCAAAUCCAUCAAACCAAUGAUGGCAGCACUUUAGACACAACUGGAGCAGGAUGUACAACAAUGGCUGAUUAUAUGACAUUUAUGCUGAUUAGUUUGGUAACACUAUUUCUCAGUCUUUGGUAACUGUUUAUCUCUAGCUUGAUAUAUGUGUCUCUUUGUCAUCUGUUUAUCCCCACUCACAAGCCUGGAAUAAGGGAUUUGGUGGGUAUAGCAGUAUUUAUGAUAGCUUGUGUAAUAUCAGCCUCUCUGAUCUUAGGCUUGAAUAUUAACAAAGUUGUUUGCGUAAUAUUUUUCCUGUGGUUUUUUUUUUAACACCUGUAUAGUCAUACAAAAUCAUGUUUCCUUUUAUAAUAUUUUACGUUAAAAAUAGGUUGACUGUGAUAAUCUUUCUUUUAAAAGCAAUUUUUAAAAAAGAGAUCACAGAAGCACCGAGUCCUGGAAUGGGGUCCUGGAGACCACCUAGACCAACCCUGUGCAGAGCACAGUCAACCAGAGCAAGCUGCCCAAGGCCGAGUCCAGUUGGCAUUUCAGUGUCUCCAAAGAUGGAGACUCUACAGCCUUUUGGGGCAACCUGUUCCAGUGCUCGAACACGCAUAGCAAAAAAAGUUUUUUCUUGCAUUUAAAUGUUAUCUAUUGUAUUUCAAUUUGUGCCCAUUGCCUAUUGUCCUGUCACUGGACACCACUGAGAUGAGUUUGAUUCUGUCUUCUUUACUCCCCUUAUCAGGUAUUUAUACACACUGAUAAGAUCCCUCCUGAAUCUUCUUUUCUCCAGGCUGAACAGUCUCAGCUCUCUCAGCCUCUCCUUGUAUGAGACAUGUUCCCAUCCCUUAAAAAUCAUCAUAACCCCUAGCAGAACUCUGUCCGGUAUGUCUACAUCUCUCUUGUCCUUGGGAGCCCAGACCUGGACACAGCACUGCAGAUAUGGUCUCACUAGUGCUGAGAAGAGAUGGAGGAUCACUUUCUUUGUCCUGCUGGCAAAAUUUUUCCUAAUUCAGUCCAGGAGCCUGUUGGUUGUCUUUGCUGCCAGGGCUCACUGUUGACUUAUGUUCAACUUGGUGUUCAUCAGGAUCCCACAGGUCCUUCCCUGCAAAUCUAUUUUCCAGCUAGUUGUCACCAGCAUGCACUGGUGCAUGGGGUUAUUCCUCCCCAGAUGUAGGACUUAGCAUUUUCCUUUCUUGAACUUCAUGAAGUUCCCAUAAGGCCAUUUCUCCAGCUUGUCAGGGUCCUUCUGAAUGGCAGAACAACUAUCUAGUGUAUCAGCCACUCCUCCCAUUUUUGUAUCUUCUGUGAGAAUGAGCUGAGAGGGCAAUCUGUUGCAUCACCCAGGUCAUUAAUGAAUAAGUCAAACAGUAUCAACCCCUAGGGUAAACCAAGAGUAACUAGUCUCCAUGUGGACUUUGUGCUGCUAUUCACAACCUUACAUACAACUGACAGCAAUACAUACAACUGACAGCAACUGAUGAAACAGUUGCUCAGCACUUUAUGAAUUUUGUAUUAAAGUCCUGCCUUCUGGGACGUGAUCCCUGUAAAACAGAAAAUGUUGAAUUUGCCCUUCUCUCUUUCUCCAAAAAGGAAAAAAAUUCCGUAUUGUAAACUCAUCUAAUUUUAGAAGGAAUUACUUUUCAUAAUUCAGAAAAACUACAUGUUAAAUACUGUGUAUGUAUACACAGAUAAGCAUAUAACUGCAUUUUAUCUAGAGGUAACAGCAAGGUUAGGAUUCAAUGGUGGAUUAAGAUGUCUCAAUCUAUAUGUCUACAUGCAGAUAUUUAUAUAUGUUCUGUAUAUCUAUUACAUAUGUGUAAUAUAUCUAACCUGUCACUGCAGUCAGUGGAAACACAGGGUAACAUUCAAUUGGUAAAAUACCAGCAACAAGUGCCAGUUGAGGUGCUGUAAGAAAACCCACCUUGUGUCCAACUACUGCUCUGAAGGGGCUCAGGCCUUUCUGUGGCCAAGUGACCUGAGCCCUUUCUCAACACAGUCGAUGAAGCCCAGUGAGUUAUUCAGCUCAUAUGAAGAUAGACACCUGAGAAAGUAACUCAGUUGCCCAAAAGCAAGUGUCUGGUGCCACCUAAGAUUUCUUGGCAUAUCCAAGACAUCCUCAUGGGACUGGUAUAUAUGACACAGGACUUAUGUGAAAUUCCAGACACUUCCUUAAAUGGGAGCCAUCCAGAGUGGCAGCUGGUUGCUAAGUGCGAUAUCUUUGUGUAUCUCACUUAGAUCUAGACAUGCAUAUGUGGGCCUGUGAAUCAUAUGCCAGGUCUCCAUCAGUAACAUUGGGAGCUUAGAUAACUAGCUGAGGUGGUGACACAUGAAUGCAAAUCCGAACCACAACAUGAAUCCCAGCACAAGUUCUUAUGCUCUACACAAUGAGGUAAGCUAAAGUAUUCCACAGUACUAAUGGCACAUUAAAUAUUACUGUUAUAAGAUUUGAUUAUCCUGCCAUGACUAAUUCCCAUGUCAUUUUAACCAGAAAGUAUUUAAGAAUAUUUUGUAGUUAUUUCUCCUUUACAGUUCUUUACAAGAGAAAAAAAAAAAGUACAGUAUUUUAUGCACUCAUAGUGUAUCUAGAACUCUUCCUAGACUGUAAAAAAAAAAAAAUUUAUAUGAGACUAAUAUAAAGAAACAUAUGUAAAUAUUUUUAUUCCCAAAUGCAUUCAUUAAUCAUUAGUGCACAUAAUAUAACAUAGAGGUAAACAGAUAUAAAAUUUUAAAAAGCAAGUGAACAUUCCUAAGAGUAAUUCCAUGCCCAGAUAAACAUCAUUAGUAGGCAUGUGUGCUAGCGUGUACAUUUUACUUGACCUCUUUUUUUAUUUUGCAGGUUUUGUAAACCUGUCCAUCAAAUUCACUUGUCUUGUCUCAGCAUACACUGCAAUUACAACAUCCGUAAUUCAGGGAGAGGAAAUCUGAUUUAGUUCUUUUCUUUUUUCAUACCAGCUCAAACCAUCAGUCAAUCUAGUCUAGCAAUGUUUUUUUGAACAAUGACCAGUACCAACCACUUCAAGAAAAACAGAAUAAAGCUUUGAAUAGGAGAUUCAGACACAGAGAAAAAAAUUUACCAAUAUCCAUUACUUACUUAGAAUUUUAUUUAUAU